AGCCCAGCAGGACAACUGAUGGGGUCCCCCAGGACCCAUCGAGUACCCAACUGGCUGACCCCAUAGGGUUGGGAGUAGCCCUUGCCCCUCAGUAUGGCCAACACCACAGGAGAGCCCGAGGAGGUGAGCGGCGCACUGUCCCCACCAUCAGCAUCGGCUUACGUGAAGCUGGUGCUGCUGGGACUUAUCAUGUGCGUGAGCCUGGCAGGCAACGCCAUCUUGUCCCUGCUGGUGCUCAAGGAGCGUGCCCUGCACAAGGCUCCUUACUACUUUCUGCUGGACCUGUGCUUAGCCGAUGGCAUACGCUCUGCCGUCUGCUUCCCCUUUGUACUGGCUUCUGUGCGCCAUGGCUCCUCGUGGACCUUCAGUGCACUCAGCUGUAAGAUUGUGGCCUUUAUGGCCGUGCUCUUUUGCUUCCAUGCAGCCUUUAUGCUGUUCUGCAUCAGUGUCACCCGCUACAUGGCCAUCGCCCACCACCGCUUCUACGCCAAGCGCAUGACACUCUGGACAUGCGCAGCUGUCAUCUGCAUGGCCUGGACCCUGUCUGUGGCCAUGGCAUUCCCACCUGUCUUCGAUGUGGGCACCUACAAGUUUAUCCGGGAGGAGGACCAGUGCAUCUUUGAGCAUCGUUACUUCAAAGCCAAUGACACCCUGGGCUUCAUGCUUAUGUUGGCUGUGCUCAUGGCAGCCACACAUGCCGUCUAUGGCAAGCUGCUCCUCUUUGAGUAUCGUCACCGCAAGAUGAAGCCAGUGCAGAUGGUACCAGCCAUCAGUCAGAACUGGACAUUCCAUGGCCCUGGGGCCACCGGCCAGGCUGCUGCCAACUGGAUCGCCGGCUUUGGCCGAGGGCCCAUGCCACCAACCCUGCUGGGUAUCCGGCAGAAUGGGCAUGCAGCCAGCCGGCGACUGCUGGGCAUGGACGAGGUCAAGGGUGAAAAGCAGCUGGGCCGCAUGUUCUACGCAAUCACACUGCUCUUUCUGCUCCUCUGGUCACCUUACAUUGUGGCCUGCUACUGGCGAGUGUUUGUGAAAGCCUGUGCUGUGCCCCACCGCUACCUGGCCACCGCUGUUUGGAUGAGCUUCGCCCAGGCUGCCGUCAACCCGAUCGUCUGCUUCCUGCUCAAUAAGGACCUCAAGAAGUGCCUGAGGACUCAUGCCCCUUGCUGGGGUACAGGAGGUGCCCCAGCUCCCAGAGAACCCUACUGUGUCAUGUGAAGCAGGAGGGUAGGCAGACAGGCAGGGAAAAGGUCAUAGCCACCAUGAUGGGGCCAAGAGCAAGGGAGGGGUGGGACCCCACACAGGAGCCUUCUUUUCAGAGCUCCAGCCCCAGCCCCUCAAACUAUCCUUAAUCGAGGCAUCUUUGCCAACACCUCCCCAGGGUGGGAGACUGGGUGGGGAACAGGGAAAGAGGCAUUUCUAGUUUUGUGGAGCCUGUCUCCACAGCCUCCUUCUCCACUUCUACAAUCUCUCUCUCUCUCUCUCUCUCUCUCUCUCUCUCUCUCUCUCUC
Messenger RNA from Castor canadensis (American beaver), 1508 nucleotides. The record is from RefSeq and is a predicted model, not a curated record. NCBI's taxonomy places the organism in Eukaryota, Metazoa, Chordata, Mammalia, Rodentia, Castoridae.